AUGCUUUUGUUUUUGUUAGCUAGGGAUAAGAAAUUGUGUCCUGCAUGUUUAAAAUUUCCAAAUAAAAUAGAGGAUUUAGAAAAUCGGCAAAAAAUAAUCGAUAACCUAAAAAUCAUGGAAGAAAAUUUGAAAAUGCUUGAACUAAAAAGGCAAUUGAAAAGGAACAAUUCAUUGUGGCAAAAACCAGACCGAACUUCACCAAUGUUGCUCGAAGCUCCAACUGGGAGCGGUAAAACUUUCAUAGCUUCACUUUUUAUCAAAGCAAUUAAAAAAUUAGUUACUAAUGAUGCUAAAAACCGAAAGUUACGUAAUUCUGAAAAUAAGUAUUUUGAAAAUUGUUUAACCCAAACAAGACUUUCUAACCAAGAAAUUAUUUUAAUAAUUGAUGAAGCCCAUAAAAAUAAAGAUACUCAAUUAGCAAAAAAAGUUAUUAACCUAAUUGACCCAAAAAUAAUUUUCUACAUUACCGCCACCCCUAAACACAGAGACAAAACAAAAUCUCUUCAAACCUAUUAUCGAAUACCUUUCCAAGAAGUUGCUGAACAAGGUUUAAUAAAAGAAACCAUUAUUACUCCAAAAAAUCAAAUAGCAUUAAAAGGUUCAGAAUUAGAUUUAACUUUAUUAAAAAUGGGAGUAAUAAAGCGGGAAGAACUAAAAACUGAAUAUCAGUUACUAAAAAAAGAUAUAAAUCCUCUUUUACUUAUCCAACUACCAGAUGACACAAAAGGACAAAUAGAAUGA
Molecule: messenger RNA, 741 nt
Organism: Funneliformis geosporum
Lineage: Eukaryota; Fungi; Glomeromycota; Glomeromycetes; Glomerales; Glomeraceae
Source: the annotation of a GenBank genome assembly